Messenger RNA from Triticum aestivum (bread wheat), 1699 nucleotides. Its product is annotated as geraniol 8-hydroxylase. Gene Ontology annotation, molecular function: heme binding; oxidoreductase activity, acting on paired donors, with incorporation or reduction of molecular oxygen; monooxygenase activity. The coding region runs from base 77 to 1582 and encodes 501 amino acids. The record is from RefSeq and is a predicted model, not a curated record. The transcript is spliced from 2 exons. NCBI's taxonomy places the organism in Eukaryota, Viridiplantae, Streptophyta, Magnoliopsida, Poales, Poaceae.
CUAUGAUUUUUCAGUUUCUCUUCUAUUUAGUGCUUCAUGUGUCGUACGCCGUACGCCGAACUGCACAAAGGAAUCAAUGGUGGCCCUGGCUGUGCUUGCGCCGUGGCUAGCAUGGCUCGUCGUCUCUGUCCUAUCCUUCUACUUUCUCAACCUCCUAGCGCACGCGCGCUCCGGCCUCCCGCCGGGCCCCCGCCCACUGCCGCUCAUCGGCAGCCUCCACCUCCUCGGCGACAAGCCGCAUCGCUCCCUCGCCCGCCUAGCCAAGAUCCACGGUCCGCUCAUGUCCAUCCGCCUCGGCGCGGUCACCACGGUGGUCGUCUCCUCCCCUGCCAUGGCCCGGGAGUUCCUGCAGAGGCAUGAUUCCGUGCUCGCCAUCCGGUCCGUGCCUGACGCCACCGGCAAGCAUGCGGCGGGCGUAGCCUGGCUGUCCCCCGGGCCAAGGUGGCGCGCGCUCCGCAAGAUCAUGGCCACGGAGCUCUUCGCGCCGCACCGGCUCGACGCGCUCCACCACCUGCGGAGCGGCAAGGUGAGGGAGCUCACAGACCACGUUGCGCGGCUGGCGCGCGAGGGCACGGCGGUGAACGUCGGUCGCGUGGCCUUCACGACGAGCCUCAACCUUAUCUCCCGCACCAUCUUCUCCAUCGACCUCACCAGCCUCGACGACCACGGCGGCUCCGAGGACUUCCAAGAGGUGAUCACGGCCAUGAUGGAAGGCUUGGGGACCCCGAACGUGUCCGACUUCUUCCCGGUGCUCGCGCCGGCCGACCUGCAGGGCAUGCGCCGGCGCCUGGCGCGGAUCUUCGCGCGGCUGCACGCCGUGUUCGACGCCGAGGUGGACAAGAGGCUGCGCGGCCGCCACGCCGGCCAGCCCAGGAAGAACGACUACCUCGACGUGCUGCUCGACGUGGCGGCGCGUGACAAGGGCAAGGACCUGCUGGACCGUGAUACGCUACGCUCACAGUUCACGGAUUUGUUUGCUGCUGGUAGUGACACAAGCUCUAGCACAGUGGAAUGGGCAAUGGCUGAGCUUCUUCGAAACCCAUCAUCAAUGGUUAAGGUUUGUGACGAGCUUGCACAAGUUAUCGGCUCUAGAAGAAACAUUGAAGAAGCUGAUAUUGUUCGGUUGCCCUAUCUCCAAGCUGUCAUAAAAGAGACUUUUCGGCUCCACCCUCCUGCACCACUCUUGUUGCCACGCCAACCAGAGACGACGGUCAAAAUAGCUGGUUACACAAUACCUAAAGGUUCACGCGUGUUCAUAAACGUAUGGGCGAUAGGUCGAGAUAAAGAUGUAUGGACUGAACCUGAGACGUUUAUGCCUGAGAGGUUCUUGGGUUCGGCGAUUGACUUUAGGGGUGUGGAUUUUGAGCUCCUUCCAUUUGGUGCAGGGCGUCGAAUCUGCCCUGGAAUGACUUUGGCAAUUAGGAUGGUGCAUGUGAUGCUUGCUUCCUUGUUAAAUCAGUUUAAGUGGAGUCUUCCUAUUGAGCUGGAACGUGAUGGGAUUGAUAUGCAAGAUCACUUUGGCCUGACACUAGUAAAGAAUGUGCCCCUUUGUAUUAUAGCAACACCGAUUUCAGGAAAAUAAAAGGCACCAUAUUAAGAGUGUUUUAGACGUUGUUAAUGUGUAAUAAUUCAAAUGUAUGAGCCAUGUAAUUUAUAUCAUUAUUUAUGUGACAAAUUUGAUAUUCUCUCAGAGUUCAAA